AUGCUGCCGUACCUGUUCCCUGAGCUGUCCACCUUUGCUACAGUCGCCGAUCUUAUCACUCACCUUCGCACUAGUGAUGCUCGCCUGCGUGCCGCCCUUCCCACCGAGUUCUGCGCUAAGAAUCCCCCUCCCCUGUACUGGACACUCCACUUCAUAGUCACCCGUCUCCCUGACACCCUCAGCUCAGUUCGAGACCACUUCCUUGCUCGCUGUCCCACUGAGCUCACAGUCGCCCUCCUAGAGGAGCAGCUGCUAGCGGCCGAAAAGAGCAUUGUAGCUGUCGGUGCUGCUCGUGGCGCUCCUCGCACCCCCAUCUUUGAGGGGUGUUCUCCCUCUCCCCUCGCUCCCUCCUAUGCUACUGCUGCUGCUGUUGACUUCCUUGGUGCUGAGUCUGCUGGCGCUGCUUCUGCUCCUGGUGGGAGGCGCCGCACCGGCAAGGGCAAGGGGGGCAAGGGUGGCGGGGGUGGCGCUGGGGGGGGAGGAGGUGGGGGAGGUGGGGGGGGAGGCGGUGCUGGAGGGAGCGGUGGCGGGAGCGCUGGUGGGAGUGGGGUCGGCGGUGGAGGCGGGGGCGGCGGAGGAAGCAGUGGCAGUAGUGGCGGCGGCGGCGGUGGCGGCGGCGGCGGUGGUGGCGGUGGUGGCGGUGGUGGCGGUGGCGGUCGGAGCGGUGGUAGUGGUGGCGGCGGAGGUCGGAGUGGAGGCACUGGCUCGGGCCAGAGCUCCCAGCAGCAGCAGCGUCCCCAGACGACCCAACAGCUUCGUGAGUGGCUUGCUCAGCGUGGGACGUCGGGGGGCAGUGGCCGCUGUUCCUAUGUCAUUCGCACAGGUGACCGCAAGGGACAGACGUGUGGGAGGUUCCACACCCCGUACCGCUGCUUCUCCCGCCUUGACGACGCUUGGCGUGAGGAGAUGGGCGAGGAUGUUGAGCGCCCCCGCUGGGCUGAGCUCAUGAGGGCUGGUGUUGAUAUCUUUGCUCUUGACUAUGAUGCUAUUAUUGCUGCCAUGUAUAGAGCCCGCUGCCCUGGGUACUAG
Molecule: messenger RNA, 1029 nt
Organism: Closterium sp. Yama58-4
Lineage: Eukaryota; Viridiplantae; Streptophyta; Zygnematophyceae; Desmidiales; Closteriaceae
Source: the annotation of a GenBank genome assembly